UCUGCCGCAGUCAGUUAGAUCCAACGGGAUUGGAAAAUGGAGGAUUGAUAGAAAUGAGGGCAUAGCGUCGGUAUUUCUAACAUGUAGAACCUUCAACCUGACACUGACGAUAAUUAAUCUGAUGUCCUUUAGCUUGACAAGUCAUCACUACUGACGUGCAGGCUCUCAAGAAGCAGAAAGCAGACUAAAGCGACCGUUUCAAAUGACUUGGAGAGUCUGGCUACAGAGUUGCUAAAGCAACCAGCUGCAGCACUGAAGGCCACAACGUGAAGUAAAAAAAACCAAAACAUUCAAACUUCCUGUUUUUCCACUGCAGUAGAGCACAAUGCCAGUGGAGGCAACAACAGACAGUCCUGAGAGCCGCUGUCCGGUGCGGCGCAGCGGACGGCAGCCCAAACGAACGGACAAACUGGAGGAGUUCCUCAUGACGACAAAGCGGGGCUCUAGGAAAAGCGCCCCUCCGAGCGUUGAAAGCGGAGAUCCUCCUUCCCAAACGCCAACGGACGCCGAAACGGCGUCCGAAGCCAGUUUUGAUGGGAACGCUGAGUCCAGGGCGGCGGAGGACAAAGCGGAGUCUCCGGAGAGGAGGACAAGAAGCAGCACCAGGAAGCAGGCGCAGAAGAAAACCCAAGGAGGCCGGCAGACGAGAUCCUCAGGGAGAGCUGCGGUCCAGGACGAGGGGAGCUCUGAGAACGAGGAAGACAGUAAAGAUGAAGGUCAGUCACAAGAUAACAGCGAGGAGACGAAAGAUGCAAAACCCGAACCUUGCGCUAAGACAACAGAGGGUGCCGAGAAGAAGGUUACCGAGGAGACGAAUGAACCUGAAGGUGAAACAGAAAAGGAGACAGAUGACGAGGACGCAGACACACCUGCAGUAAUGACUCGCAGACCAGUCCGGACUUACGUCAAUAAGAAGAAGAUAGCUAAGAAGAGCCCCACACCGGCUAAAGCUCCUGCAGCUCUAAGCAGAAACAUGGCUCCUAUGAAGAAGGAAACAAAACCCACAGCAGCCGGGAAGAUGAGCAAGCAUGAGACGACGGAAGAUGAAGAUGACGACGACGAUGAUGAGUCCUUUACUUCUUCGUCUUCAUCUACGUCUUCAGAUGAGGAGUCUGACGAUGGAGGCUAUGACCCCAACGCUCUAUACUGUAUCUGUCGGCAGAAACACAACAAACGGUUUGUUCAGUUUAUGAUCUGCUGCGACCGCUGCGAGGAAUGGUUCCACGGCGACUGCGUUGGCAUCACCGAGGCCCGCGGGCGUCUGAUGGAGAGAAACGGAGAAGACUACAUCUGCCCCAACUGCACCGCGAAGAAGAACCAGGUGGUCCGGCCCGCCAUGGCCGUUCUCCCCACGAGCGCAGAGGCGAACAAACCCAGAGCAGACAUUGCUUCUCAGGUUACCGCCUCAGCUUCCUCCGUAUCUGCUGAGAAACUCUCAGCCGGCGGGGCGGGGCUAAGUCCAUCAGCUUUUCAAGGGCUGGCUGCGUUUUCCACAGCGACCGGGACGGAAGAUCAGGGCAUCAAAGGCAGGAUAGAGAAAGCGACUAAUCCAUCUGGGAAGAAGAAGAUAAAGAUCUUCCAGCCGGCUAUUCAUCAGCCAGCCGAGCCCAAAGCAGACCAAAAGGCGGCGUCGGCUGUGGAGCCGAAGGUUCCGUCGGCAGCAGAGCAGAAAGCCCCACCUGAACCAGAGCAGAGGGUGGAGACGACGGUCGAGGUGAACACCACGCCGGCCGAGGAGGCGGCCAAGCAGAGGGCGGAGGAUGACUCCUCCCUGCCUAAAUGCAUCGGUCCCGGCUGCGAGAGCAUCGCCCAGCCGGACUCCGUGUACUGUGGCGACGACUGCAUCUUGAAGCACGCCGCUGCAGCCAUGAAGUCCAUCACUGACAUCAAAGAGCCCAAACAGAAGGACAAGAGCAUGCCUCAGAAAAACAAGUCCACAGCAAAGAAGGGUGGAGCCGGCGGGAAGGCACAGAAGAAGACCCAGAGGGCGUCGGACAGCGACGAAGACUUCAGCCCCGACCUGGAUGAGGACGACGAAGACGAAUACGCCGAGGAACAGCGGCCUCCGCCGUCCACUGCCUCCUGGUCCAGUGACCAUAAUUACAUUGCAGUAACACCAGAAAAGACUACACCCAUAUCACCAACAGUGUUAAACAAAAAGUCUCCUCCCAAAGAAGAAAAGACUGAGAAGGAACGGAGCCUGUCACCCGAGAAAUCCACCAGAAUAUCCUCAAAUCUACGCAAAGGAAAGAAGAAGUCCCCUCCACAAAAAUCCACUGCGGUUUCAUCGAAGAGCAAGAAGUCUUCUCCGCAAGCUAGCAGCUCCAAGGUCUCCAAGAAACAGGCGACCACCCCAGCUAAAACCACAGAGAAGUACAAGAAACCCGGCCAGGCGCCGGCCCACAACCCAUCUCCAUUCCCCGCAGGUCCAAUUCACGUCACAGGGGCCCUCAGAGUCACAAAGUCCAACUUCACCAUUCCUAAGAAGCAACCUCAACAGAAAGACUCCCCUUCCCAGAGUCAGCCAGACUCUUCUUCCUCUCGAGUCCCAUCCUCUCCAGUAUCUUCAACGUCAUCCAGCCGCUCCUCGUCUUCCAGGCAUUCCCAUCCACCUGGAUCAUCCUCCCACUCGUCCCCCGUGAGACCACCAGCCAACAACCAGAUGAGGCAGAACAUCCGGCGCUCACUCACUGACAUUCUCUUCAAAAGGGUGAGCGACAGCGAUGAUCUGAAAAUGACAGAAAGUGAGGUGGGGAAACUUGCAUACGCUAUCGAGAAGGAGAUGUUUAACCUCUGCCUGAGUACUGACAGCAAAUACAAGAACAAAUACAGGACCCUGAUGUUCAACCUGAAGGACCCUAAAAACAAAGGUUUGUUCUACAGGGUGAUUGGUGGACAAGUUACUCCCUUCAGACUGGUGAGACUAAGUGCGGAAGAGCUGCUCUCCAAAGAAAUAUCCGAGUGGAGAAAGUUUGAAAGUUCAGAGGGUCACUCUCGGGGUCGUUCGGGGCAUUCCAGACAUGGAAGCAGGCACGACACGGGCUCCCACAGCGUAGACAUGGACGAUGCUCCCCCAUCCGACGCAGAUGUAUGUAUUUCUGCUACUGCGCCGUCUUCUCGCUUGGGUUCUGCGGCAGACCAAGACGAGGCUUGCUCAACUCCAUCAGCGACCGCCCAACCCUCUGCUGACGGCAACACUGGCAGCAACAUGGUGGAUGUUUUCAGCAGCAUGCUUAAAGACACCACUUCUGAACACAAGACUCAUCUGUUUGACCUCAACUGCAAAAUAUGCACAGGACAAAAGACAGAAGAUGAACUUGCAUCCAAAAAGGCCAGAGUCUCCAGUAAGCCUGACGUCAAACCACCCAGACACGAGUCAAGGUCAUCCAGGUCUGGGGAUUCACCUUCUGUCAAUGCCGCGGCCUACCCUCCCCUAGAUCCCUUAUCGUCCCAUCCGCCGGUUGCUCCACCCUACCACUCCAACGCGGGACCAGUUGUUCCAGAAACUCCGCCACAGCUCUACCAGGAGGAUCCGAACACGAUGGUGCCUCCCGCUCCAACCCUUCCGCUCGUCGCCCCCGCCGUCUCUUCCGUCAGCAUCUCUCGGAGAGACCCUCGCAUGGCCCGCCACGGCUCCGCCGUGAGCGUCGUGCCACCGGCCAUUGAAAAACCCGCCAGUAACACAGCAGAACCCGUCCUGGCUCCUAUCACAGCUUCUGUUGCUGCUCCGAUGGACUCUGGAGUUAAAGUACCUCUGCCACUUCCACUGCCACCAGCGCCACCUCCACUAGUGGCUACGUCCAAAUCUACGAAAAAAAGCUCAGCUGAACCUCCUCCGGAGGGGGAAACGGCAAUCUUCUUGUACGGUCAGGAGACGAUAUGGAAAGGAUUUGUUAAUAUGCAAUCAGUUGCUAAGUUUGUGACCAAAGCUUAUCUGGUGUCAGGCUCCUUUGAACACCUGAAAGAGGAUUUACCUGACACUAUCCACAUCGGAGGCAGGAUUUCUCCCAACACCGUAUGGGACUAUGUUGGGAAGCUGAAAACGUCGCUCUCCAAGGAGCUGUGUCUGAUCCGUUUCCAGCCAGCCACAGAGGAAGAAGAGGUAGCAUAUGUGUCUCUCUUCUCUUACUUCAGCAGCAGAAAGAAAUUUGGCGUGGUAGCUAACAACAACCGGCGCAUCAAAGACCUCUAUCUCAUCCCACUCGGCUCAAAAGACCCUUUACCCUCUAGGCUAUUACCGUUUGACGGGCCAGGACUUGAACCAGCUCGCCCCAACCUCCUCCUGGGAUUGCUGAUCUGCCAGAAGGACCGAAAGCGAGUUGGUGCGCCGCUUGAAACGGACGACAAACGGUCCAAAAUUCAAACCAAAGACGCAGAUGAAACCGGACUCCCAAAACCCGCUCCCGCAGUCAAGGCAGAGAGAAGCGCACGGCAGAGUCUUGAAAUCCCCUUCAGCACGACUCCGCCAGGUUCACCUCCAUCUAACUCUUCUGAGACUCCCAGCAGCAGCACCGCAAACACCGCUGUCUCAGUCCUUUCCUUGUUAUCGGCUGUCAAUGCUCCAGUCACAUCCGCUACCCUUGGCAAGGAUUCCACAUCCGGAAGCUCUGCAUCAGCCGCCACGCCUCUUCAAACCAUUCUCAACACGAUCUUUAGGAACAAAAAGCUGGACUCAGACGCUUCUAACUCUCCAUCUGAUCAAACUAGGGAACUUCCUGCCACCGCUACAAUGUUAGACCCCAUUGUCCAACAGUUUACCCAAAAUCCAAAAGAGACAUUGGAAGAAGAAGAUGAAGACGACAGACCAUAUGAUCCCGAAGAAGAGUAUGACCCAAGUCUGGUCUUUAAUGUGACAAAGAAGGCUGCUGACGAGAUAAUCAAACCUGAGGUCUGUAAGUCGACUGAGGUGGAAGCAGCUGAAACUGACGAUGUGGAGUACGAUCCUGAAGAUGAUUCGAUUUUUGAUGAUGUAAAAACUGUGAUACCGGCCCAAACUAAGCCCGUAGCUGAAAAUGUGCCUGAUGCAAAGAUGAUCCUGGAAAAUCUUCGAAGAAUUGGCGAUCAAGCACUGCAGAAGCAGGCAGAACAGCAGACGUUGUCCACAGAGACAGCCGCCGCAGCUUUGUUACUUCCAGACACACUUGCCAGCAGUCACUUACUCCAACUUGGCAAGAAAGUUGAAGAACUAGUCAAGUCGUCAACGGUUGCUCCGCUUAUCAACCAGAGAAGAGAUCCAAGACAGAGCAGGGAUCCUCGCCAGUCUGUGGGUGAACAGAAACAGUCUGAACCGGAACAAAAAGAGGAGCCGUCGUCUCCUCCUCCUUUAACCGAACCAUCUCCUACCUCUGCACCUCUGGCACAAGAGCAAUCUCCACCUAAAGUAGAAGAACAUGCUGAUGCCCCACAAGGUCCUGAGACUUCACUGGCUCAGGAGGAGGAAAAAAGUGAGACGGCGCUUCCUUUCAUGGACUCGGACAAUGAAGAGGUUUCAAUUCCUUUACUGGGAGAGGAGGUGGAACAUAAUAUGGAGGUCAGCUACAUGACCGAUAGAAAAAGGAAAAGAGACGAAGACGACAAAGAGGAAACUGAAGUGGACAAAUACAGCAUUUGGCCAAAUGCUGCCAGUAUCUUAAAAGCUGGCGAUGAUUUAAAGUACGAGGAAAACAGCCAAGAUGUCCCAUCUUCGCGGUAUCGCAGAGAGUCUGCAGACAUCUCCACGGUAACGUCCGCCAUCCCAGUACUCACUCAAAGCACGGUGGCCGAUGCUCACUCGCAUCACAUGCCGCACCACAUGGCCUCCUUCGAUAAUGAAUACCGACCGCCAGUCGAUGUUCCACCACAGUCCAGCUUUGUCCCUCCCCACCCCAUGCAAGGUCAGAACCUGAUAAUGAGGCCUCCGCCACAGUCUAUGCUGCAACCCAUGCAAGGUCCUCCUCUAAUGUCCGGUCCUCCUUCGAUGCAGGGGCCUCCCCCAGCUAUCCACGUUCCUCCCUCUGUUCAUGGUCCUCCCCCACGUCAAGUGGAUGGCAGUCAGCAGUACGGCCCAACUCCGACAUCCUACCCACCCUAUCAAAACCAGAACCAGUGGCCGAACAACCAGCACCAACAUAAGCAGCCACCUCCUCGACCACCAAUACAAAACAUCCUGCCGCCUAGGGGACCCCCUCUUCAGUUCCCUCCAGUUUCUCAGAGAGCACCCCCUCCACAAAUAUUUGAUCCCUCCAUGACCCCUCAACACAUUGGACUACAAGGCCCACCUCCAAAUAUUCACCCACCUCCAAACUUUGAAGGACAGAACAACUUACUGCCACCAAGAUUCUCUAGUCCUCUACCUCCUUUUAAUUUCCCUGCUAACAGAGGUCCUCCUCCAUCUUUCACAGGACCCCCACCAUCUGCUCACUUUGAUACCAGGCACCCUCCUCCUGCUCUCUUCCCAGGCCCCAGGGGUCCCCCACCAAAUCAGCAUUACAACAAAGACACUCCCAGUAACUCCUUCAAUCCCAGUUUGGACCAGAAUCCAAAUCCUCCCCAAUAUUAUAAAGAGAAUCUUGGUCCUCCAGCACCUUCCGCUUAUCGUGGACCUCCGCUCGACCAGUACGAGGAUAGGAGAGGACUGCCUCCUAGCACGGAGUUGAGUGGACAGCUCUUCCAACCACAUAACCAGUAUGGCGGUUCAAGGCCACCGCCAUCUUCACCGCUAGAGAGACGGUCUUUCGAUGAACCCCGAGGACUCCCGGCUCAGGAAAAUAGGCCGCAUCUUUCUCAGAUUUCAGAACGCUACCGUUUUGAUUGGCAUUCGGACGAUCCCAGACCUGUUCGCCACGGCAUGCCGCUUCUGCCACCAUCUGUAGACGGACUACACGGCCCUCCCAGUCGCCACGGAGGCCAAAGUCCAGACCUACCGAGGGAGGACCACUGGCGGCGUCUUUCUCCGGAAAUGAGAAGGAGGAGUAGUGCCACCCAUGAUGAUUUAGAGCCUCGCUCCGGAGAACGUGGAGAGCGUGGAGAGCGUUUGAGUCGCUUUGACAUACCACACAGAGAACUCAGUUCUGGCUCCUCACAGUCCUUAGAGGAGAGGCAGAGAGAGCUCUCUGAAGACCAUAGAAGGGAGAGAGAGAAGGAAAGUCCUCAUGGUGGCAGGCCCCCCUGGGAUAGGGGGAUAGGCAAGCGCUGGAGUCGGGAACAAGAGUGGGAUAGAGGAAGGGAGAGGGAGCGGGAACCAGAGCGUGGAAGAGAAGGAGACCGGAGCAGGGGGAGGGACAGUGAGAAGACCAGGGACGCAGAGGGAGAGAGACACAGGGAUCAAGACUCUGAGAAAAGGAGGGAGAGAGACAAGGAGAAAGAAAGGGAGAGAGACAGGGAUAAGGAUAAAGACAGGCCUCGGGAAUCUGACCGGAAAGACUAUGACCGCGACAGAGCGAGAAACCGAGACAGGGAGCGGGAACGAGACCGAAGACGAGAUCGAUCAAGAAGCAGAGACCGCGACCGUGGAAAAGACCGGGGAAGAGAGAGGGAACGAGAAAAACAGCGAGACAGAGAGCGGGACCGGGAUCGCGAAAGAGAGAGAGAUCGAGAUCGUGACAGAGAUCAAGACAAGAGGAGCAAAGAAAAGAAAGAGGACAAGAGAGAGAGUAAACGCGAUUCAUCCAAGGAGAAAACUAAGAGUACAGACAAUGACAAGCACUCUUCCUAGGCUCUGUUUUAUAGACAUUACAUCUUCCUUGCUCCUAAAUCUUCAUCCAAACAUCACUGUAAAUGUGUAUGAGCAGUAUUUUGUUGAAUUUCCAUUUUCAAACGGUUCUCUGGAAAAAACUCUAAACAGACAAUGUUUGUACUCUUUGUCACCUUACGAUUUCUACGUUUGUUUCUUUAUUCCCUCGAGUUACUUGAGUACAACACAUUGUGUAGGCUUCCAGUCCUGACAAAUGAACUUUUCUCUGGUUGCAAUGUGUUUUUUUUGUUUUUGUUUUUUGUGUUUCUUGUUUUUUUCUGAAUAAAACAAAAUAAUGUAACUGAUUAACACACCAUUUACAAAAUGUAAAUAUGCACAUAUUUCUGUAUAUACUGAUGUUUUUAUCCAGACUUUUCUAAGUGCAGAAAAUAAAAGCCAUAUAUAUGAGGUGGAUAAUGUGAAGCUUAAGGCAGCGCUGUGGACACGUGUCCAGCUACUUUGAACUAAGCUUUUUAUCAACAGUGUACAUCCCAUAGUGUUGAGAAAAAUGUCCAGUUUGUCUCAACUCAACCAAUUAAAAAUGUCUCCUAAAGUUUA
This is a messenger RNA of Xiphophorus maculatus (southern platyfish), 8269 nucleotides long. It is a transcript of the gene dido1, whose product is annotated as death inducer-obliterator 1. The record is from RefSeq and is a predicted model, not a curated record. Gene Ontology annotation, cellular component: nucleus. Gene Ontology annotation, biological process: DNA-templated transcription; apoptotic signaling pathway. The transcript is spliced from 16 exons. The coding region runs from base 326 to 7693 and encodes 2455 amino acids. Lineage: Eukaryota; Metazoa; Chordata; Actinopteri; Cyprinodontiformes; Poeciliidae.